Messenger RNA from Huiozyma naganishii CBS 8797, 807 nucleotides. It is a transcript of the gene WSS1, whose product is annotated as metalloendopeptidase WSS1. The coding region runs from base 1 to 807 and encodes 268 amino acids. NCBI's taxonomy places the organism in Eukaryota, Fungi, Ascomycota, Saccharomycetes, Saccharomycetales, Saccharomycetaceae. The record is from RefSeq and is a predicted model, not a curated record. The transcript has a single exon.
AUGGCUGCUGGUGUUGCUGAGAACCCGCACAUUGGGUCCAUCACGUACCUGAAAUCGUACCCUCGAACGGAGGUCGCACAUGGACUGCUUCACGAUAUAUACAAGUCCAUCUCGUAUCUGAUGCGGGAGAACCAUCUCAAAGUGCAGACUCUUGCUGAAUUCUACCCUAAGAACGGUAACCUACUUGGGUUGAACGUCAACGCGGGACAGAAGAUCUUGUUGCGGCUGAGAUGCCCUGGGGAUCCGCAGAGUUUCCUACCUCGCGACCAGAUCAUGCAGGUGAUGGUCCACGAGUUAACCCACAACAGGGUGGGCCCACACAACGCGGCGUUCAAGAAACAGAUGGCAGAGUGGUGUGGAAGACAGUACGUGAUAGAGACUUUGGGGCUUGUAGACUGUUUUCUCGGUCAGGGCAGGAAGCUUGGCGGGGUCCAGGGGAAAGCCAGAAUACGGCAUGAUUCAGGUCGGAUCAGAAAGCAAAGGUUAAUGGCAAUGGACACAAGAAAGCUGGGCAAUGGCAGUGCAAGUUCCAAAGAAUCUACACACUCUGCAAGAGAGAUGGCUGCAAAGGCGGCUUUGUCUCGACUUGACAGGGGAACGGUAACAAAAAUACCGAGAUUCACAAUGGUCGAGAAGAUCGAUGAUACAGAUGCACAAGUCGAUGUAGAGGAGGUUCUGGAGUUGCACGGUCACAUGGACACAGUCAACGAAGAUAUCAUUGUCCUAGACGAUGAUGAUGAUGAUGAUGGCAACGAAAACGGGGGAACACAGAAAAGCACACCACAAGAGAUCAUUGAUUUGACUUGA